GUGGGGGUCCUCCAGUCUCUCACAACUGCAACCUUGUCUGGGUCUGUUGCAACUUCAUCAGCUGAUACUACAUGCCCCAGAUGCUGCUGGACAGAGGAAGAGAACACAAUCACAUCAUCAAGGCACAGUAAGACAGAUUGAUAAUGGCAGUCUCCAAACAUGCACUCCAUAAGGCACUGAAAAGUUCUAGGGGCGUUGCACAAUCCAAAUGGCACACGUGAUUAUCUUCACUGCAACCGACUAACAACCACAGCACACCUUAAGCCUGCCCUGACUGCUUAACUGGGAUGCAACCUGAAUAAUGUUAAUCGUGGGGACAGAAAACUAGUCUGCCCCAAGGGCAAUACCCAUAUCUUUUUGCCCGCUACCAGCUCACUUGCCAGGGCAGACUAGACAGAAAAGAAAACCCCCAAAAAACACAAACAAACAAAUGAUACAAAUAAUCCCACGGCAAGAGCAGCUAGUGGACCACUGAUGCUCUGAUACGUCGAUUUAUUUUCGUACUGACUACCAGCCGCCUUCAACCAAGCAGGGAAGCAGGUCAGUCAUCCCUGCACUCUUGCCUUCCCUGCAUACCAGCAUGGAUUGAGGUGUGCACCUGCCUCAAUCAACUGGCCUGAACCAACAGUAGCAAAAAAACCUCUGUUCCUCCUUCAGGUAGCCUUAUAUCUUGACAAACCACACUAAUUGGUGCACCUCCCCUUUUUCCGCUCAGUGCCACCUGCCACAUUAAGUUAUAAGAGCAAUAAACCAAAUGAGUGCAGCUGCAAGUGGUCAGUAAUUUUCAUCCAAUUAUGAAAUUACCCACAAUUCCAUAUCAGUAGAAAUUUUGGAACCAUGAUUAUGAGCAACUGAAUAUUCAACAGUUGUGUCAACAUGGACCCAAAAAGGAUUUCCACUGCAGCAGUGUUGGGGCAUACUGUGGGGUUGAUAAAACCCAUCAUGCAAUUAAUAGCAGAUAUUAUUGGCCUGGCAUGGAGGCAGACAUCCAGAAAUGGCUAAGUGAAUAUACUUAUAUACCCCUAAUUUUCUCAUUAACCUUAUAAAACGUACUUGAAAUGAUUUCCAUUUAUUAAAUUGAUGAUUAGCAUCUAUAAUUCAGGCACAAUAUUGUGGCCACAAAGGGGAAACAACCACUGUGAUAUGAGAACAUGUGGUAUUCUCUCUUUCCGGAUACCAGUGGUACUUGUAAAGGCAGACUUGACCUAUGAUAGAUAUUGGCCUACUUUGUGUCCAUUCAUUUUCCAGAUCAGUCAAUACCCAGCAUGCCAGGCCAAGCCGGCCAGCCUUAAGGAAAAAUCACAGUACAACCCAAUAGAGGUGAGGUUAUUUGUGUAACUAGGUGCUCUAACUAACCUUCCAGUAUAGUAUAGAUAAUACUCAUUCAUAUCUUUCAGGUAUCUGAGCCGUUUGAGCUGGUGGGAAUAGAUCUUCUCAAGCUCACUGUCACUGAGAGUGGAAACCAGUACAUAUGUGUAAUGGUUUACCACUUCACGAAGUGGGCAGAGGCCUAUCCUCUUAAAAGCAAAUCAGCAGAAGAGGUAACCCAUUGUAUUCUUGAUUUUGUAUACAAAUUUGGGGCUUCUCAAAGACUGCUUACAGAUCAGGGGACAGAAUUAAAAAUAAGGUGAGGUUAAAAUCAAGUAUUUGCUGUACCCUAGAAUUGUUUAUCCAUGCUGACUUGUUUUGUCUUUGACACUGUGGAAGGUUAACACACGCCUCUGUGAAAAACUGGGUGUUAAGAGCAGCUUUUGCUCUCCUUACCACCCGCAAACGAAUGGACUAGUUGAAAAACUUAACAGCACCAUUCAGCAGUAUACAUAUCACAAUGUUAAGUUAAAACACAGUUAAUUAUGAAUAUAUGAAGUUAAUUGUCUACCCACAUGUAAUUGAAUAUUUUAGAUCUCUUGGCAAGCUUUCCAGGGACGAUCCUAAUAGGUGGGACCAGAACUUGGCAGCAACCAUGUUCGGGCUACGAACAAAAAAACACCUCACAACACAGUUUAGUCCUUAUUGUUUAAUGUUUGGUAGGGAGGCCAGAUACCCCUCUGAGGUACCAAGUGAAUGGGAGGUAAGAGGGUCAAAGUAAUGUUUGCAAUGUUUGGAUAUGGCAAUCAUUGAAAUGUAAUGCCUUUUUUUAUACUAAUGCACUUAUGUUUUUGCCCUUGUAGAUAACGGAUGAUAAAGUGGAGGCACUAGUGAGGAAGGAAGUUGUCUGUGAGGGCCUUAAAAAACAGCAUGGUGUGUAUCAGCAGGUGCAGACAAAUGUGAGAAAAUCCCACCAAAAGGUGAAGAAAAGGAAAGAGGAGAGGGGGCAGGAUGAUGGAUUCACAACAGGAGAUACUGUCCUGCUUAAAAAUAUAAGGGAACAGCGACAGAAAGGGGGCAAAAUGGAGAGUGACAUGCUGGGACCUUUCAUAAUAAUGGAGCUAAAGGACAAAAGGGCCAUACUACAAUCUAGAACAGGCAAUACUAAGACGACGGCAAACAUUGAUCAUCUCACACAUUUCAUUGAGCCAGAGGAGAGGGUUCCAACUAAGCUCAGAAGAAUUGAGGGGCCCUCUCCUCUGACCUCACACCACAGCACAACAGGUCACAAUACCCCUGAUGCUGCCAGCACCCCCCCCCCCCAUUCCACUCUCCAGCCUCCUCUGCCACACAGUCCUGUACAAGUACCCCUCCAUUAACACACUGUCCCAUCUCUCCAGCAACUACCAGCUGCCACAGUGAACAGAAAUCAAGCAUCACACACCCUGACCAAAGCAAUGGUAUGUAAACCUAUACGACAUUUAACAUAAUGUAUUGUAUUCCAUUAUCAUUCUGCUCUCUGUACCCUUUUUAAAAUACUCACUUAUUUUCCUUUCCAGUGCCUGACUUCUAGGGAAAGGGAGAGAUACUGUGGGCAAAGGUUGGACCCUAUAAGUUAUUCACAUCGGAUAUCCAGAGCCUUGCCCCUGGAGGGGAAUUGGAGAAUGAGGUAUGUAUCUAGCACUAAGCAGGCUAUUAAAAGUUUGUUGAAACAGAUUAGUCUAUUAAUGACGAAGUGAACUCUUUGCAGGUGUUGAAUGCAUAUUUACUAGUAGUGUCAAGACAAGUGACAUCUAAAGUCUUUGUCAUAGACACUUUUGAAAUGACAGCCAUGUGGAAUGGCACAUCCCGAGGGUUAAGAAAGGUGAGCAUCAUUAUUCUCAUUCUAACAAUGUCUUAUUCAGAGUGUUAAGUUCAUUUUAACAACUGGACUUUUUGUAGCUGGAUGCUGCAAAAUAUGAUGUACUUAUUGGAGCAGUUUGCAAGGACAGACACUGGACGCUGGUGGUAAGUGGACUUUUGUCCAAGUUUGUAUGCCCAUCUUUAGCACACCUAGACUCUUCAUGUUUCAUGCAUAUUUAGGAGUCCAUCUGUGUAUUUUUAACAGGCUAUGUACCCCAAGGAAUGAAGGGCCCUGUUUGUUGACCCUUUUGGUGCCACCAGUGCCCAGGUGAAGAAAUGCAAUGAAAUGACAAGGUGGCAGAGCAUGUAUUAAGAGGGCAGAAGGCAGACUUUCCGGUUGACAUGGAGGCAGUCAACCAAAUGAGAAUGGAAAUGGCCCAAAUGCUGAUUUCCGAGUCAGAUGCAAUGGAGGAUGUUUGCCAUUUCUGUGGGGAGAAAAGCCCAGGAACGACUGCACAGACCCAUGUUGACUGGAUUGAAUGCACGUCAUGUACUAGAUGGUUCCACUAGGUCUAUGUGGGGCAGCCUCCAACAGAGAAGGAAUAUUGGUGCCCAGAAAUGUGGUCGGCUUGGGCAAUGUUUGGAGAUUUCCUUAUCUCUGCUACAAGAACGGAGGAGGUGCCUUUCUGGUGCCAUAUGGUCUGUUAGCUGUGGUGGUUGGGAUACCUCUGUUCCUACUGGAGAGUUCGGUUGGUCAAUACACCCAGGAAGGAUUCAUCACCUGUUGGAGGAAAUUGUGUCCACUGGCACAAGGAAUUGGAUAUGCACAUUUGGUGUUGAGCCUUUAUUUCUUCAUCUACAUUAUGAUCCAAGUCUGGGCUCUCUUCUGCCUGGUGUUCUCAUUCAGAUCCCAGCUCCCCUGGGUCACCUGUGACAACACCUGGAAUACAGUGAACUGUAUGAGUCUUCAGACUUUGGAUUCUAUGUGGCCAAAUGUGACGAUAAAUCAGACCAUGUUGACCAACACCACCUCUGCUGCUACUGAGUUUUGGGAACGGAGGGUGCUGGCCAUGUCUGGAGGCAUUGAGGAGCUGGGCAGUGUGAGAUGGGAGCUGGUUUUGUGUCUUCUGGCCAGCUGGGUGUUCACAUACUUCAGUAUCUGGAAAAGUGUCAGAUCCUCUGCAAAGGUAGCAUACUUCACUGCCACCUUCCCCUACGUGAUGCUCCUGAUAUUGCUCAUCAGGGGACUGACUCUACCUGGAGCUUGGGAAGGGAUCUACUACUACCUGUAUCCAGAUUUGAACAGCCUGGCUAACCUUGAGGUCUGGAUGGAGGCAGGAUCUCAAAUAUGCUUCUCCUACAGCCUGACUGCAGGAACUCUCAAUGUUUUGAGCAGCUAUAAUGACUACAAGAACAACUGCUACAAGGACUGUUUCUGGCUCUGUCUGCUGAACAGUGGGACCAGUUUUGUUGCUGGAUUUGUCGUCUUCUCUGUACUUGGAUUCUUGGCUCAGAAACAGGGUGUUACUGUCGACGCUGUGGCUGAGUCUGGUCCAGGUUUGGCCUUCAUUGCUUACCCACAGGCAACAGCUUUGAUUCCUUUACCACAGUUCUGGACUGUCUGCUUUUUCCUGAUGAUGAUUUUCCUCAGUGUUGACACACAUUUUGUGAUAGUUGAGUGUUUUGUCACGUCAGUAAGCGACUUGUUUCCGAAGCUGUUUCGUAAAUCAGGAAGACAUGAGAUCUUUGUCCUUGUCAUUUGUUCAUCCUUCUUCCUCAUACAUCUGACUUUGGUCACUGAGGGAGGGAUUUACCUAUUCCAGCUUAUUGAUUAUUAUAGUUGUACCAGAGCUUUUCAUUAUAUCAUGGCUUUAUCUGAGUGUCUGGCUCUGGCUUGGGGUUUUGGUGCUGACCGUGUUAUUAACAUCAUUGAGGACAUGACUGGACAGAGACCAUCUGUUUUCUUCAAAGUGUGCUGGAGAUACAUCAUUCCUCUGCUGUCACUGAUUUCCUUUAUCCUGUACCUGGUUGAUUACACACACCUCAGGAUUAACGACAGGUACGUUUACCCCAACUGGGCCUAUGCUCUAGGCUGGACCAUGACACUCUCCUCUGUUCUCAUGGUGCCACUGUGGGCAGCUGGACAGAUGUGUUUGACAGCAGGCACCUUCAGACAGCGUUUGUCUGUCCUUCGUCAUCCUGUUGAAGAUCCAGUCUCACAGAGAAGAAAAAUGGAAGAGGAUGGGAUACAUGUGGAGCUGAGGACGUCUGCAGAGACAUCUUAGUGCCAUCUGCAAAGUCACAUCAGCUAGACACUUCAUCUGUCAUUGGUUAAACUUAUUGUAUUCAGUGUGGCUAAAAUGUAUUUAAAGACAGAUUUUUGUGCUGAAAUGAUUAGUUGAUGAAUCAUCUUAAUGUAUCAUUUAAGUCAAAUGAUUUUUGCUUGUUCCAGCAUCUUAAAUGUGAGGAUUUGCAGCUUUUGUCAGCGUCAUAUAAACAAAGUAUAUAUUUAAACAUAUUAUAAAUUAAACAUUUAAUCACUGACACUGAAAAUCAUAAGUUUCUACUUUAGCUCUAUACAACUGUGGUGAGGAUACUUUAUGUUUGGUUUUGUACUGAUGUCUGGGUGUUUUAUUUUACAUUUUCAAGUGUAAAAUAAAGACUAUUGUUCAAGAUUACUGAGGCACAUUUUAAACUUCUCACUGAAUUAUUUACAGUUAACACACGGUUUGGACAAAAUGUAUCCACAGCAAAUUCCAUUGAGCGAAGAGAGUAAAAUAAUUCUUAAAAAUGGUGUGUAUUUUGUGACAUCAUACACCAUGUUUAGUGUCAGUUUCCAACAAAGUGUAUAUUUAUAUUUAAGUAGAACAUGCUACAAUGACAUUUUGUGAAGAAAAUAUUAGUAAAUAAUAUUAUUAAAAUAUUAGUCAUCCUGGCCAAAAUCUCAAAUUACAUCAGAAAUUACCUUUAACAUUUGUCAUAUAAUAGCACUGGUUAUUAGAUUUAAUUUUAUGUAAUAUUUUCAGUCAGCAGUUUGCCACAUCAUGUAUAAAGUCUCCCUCCACUCAACAAUGUGUUGUUAUUGUUACUUCACUGACUGUUUGAGCAUAACUGUGCAGAAUGACGAAUGUGCAGAGUGACACUGGAAGGAGUUUUUCACAUUUAACUGCAGAAUUGUAAACUUUCUCUGUGCUGACCAUAAAUCUGAGUAUAAGGU
Thunnus maccoyii (southern bluefin tuna) is the source of this 6367-nucleotide messenger RNA. Its product is annotated as sodium- and chloride-dependent betaine transporter-like. The transcript is spliced from 19 exons. Bases 3708 to 5435 code for a protein of 575 amino acids. Gene Ontology annotation, biological process: sodium ion transmembrane transport. Gene Ontology annotation, cellular component: membrane. NCBI's taxonomy places the organism in Eukaryota, Metazoa, Chordata, Actinopteri, Scombriformes, Scombridae. The record is from RefSeq and is a predicted model, not a curated record.